Molecule: messenger RNA, 372 nt
Organism: Symbiodinium sp. CCMP2592
Lineage: Eukaryota; Dinophyceae; Suessiales; Symbiodiniaceae
Source: the annotation of a GenBank genome assembly
AUGUUGCAAUUCGAUGGGAUGGAUCAAGCGAAGUGGUCAUUGCCAAGAUACCCCGAAAAUCGAGGAUCCAAGACCCUACAGCAGUAUGUGCGACCCCGCUUGAAGGUUGUGGGGGUUUGGGCUUCAAAAUACUUGCUGACCCUCUACCUCGUCGAUGCAAACAUUGCCCACGAUGCCUCACUUACAGUGGAGGUGUAUGAUCUCUCCCAAGCCUCGGCCGCACACAUGAGAACUGAGCUGCAAGAUGACUCCUUGAUGACCAUGAAAACCAAUUGCAGCAAGAUCUAUUCCGUCACACAGAACCGCCUCAUGAAUGUAGAGGAGAUUUUUUCCACUCUGUGUGUCCCGACGAAGACCCAAUUCGUGACAUGA